Messenger RNA from Seriola aureovittata, 2025 nucleotides. It is a transcript of the gene coq3, whose product is annotated as coenzyme Q3 methyltransferase. Gene Ontology annotation, molecular function: 2-methoxy-6-polyprenyl-1,4-benzoquinol methyltransferase activity. The record is from RefSeq and is a predicted model, not a curated record. The coding region runs from base 86 to 1123 and encodes 345 amino acids. Gene Ontology annotation, biological process: ubiquinone biosynthetic process. Lineage: Eukaryota; Metazoa; Chordata; Actinopteri; Carangiformes; Carangidae. The transcript has 6 exons.
GAAAAGGUUGGAGCACUUAAGGUCCCACGGACGUUACGUAGUGCAGUGAACAAAUUCUCAGUAUCUAGCUGCAAAACGUUGUGACAUGUACUCAAAUAAGUUUAGCCGUCUCGUGUUAGGACUUUACGGCCGUAAACGGAGCGCUGUUAGCGGGGCGGUACAGAGCGCUGCGGGCCGGAGCGGAUUCAGCUGGACGGCGGUGUGUAAACAGCGGUCACUGAGGCUGCAGAGGAGCAGCUGUCCGGAGGUGCAGCAUCAUGCCCUGUCCUCUCAAAUCAGUACUAGGUCAGCCUCCCAAACCACAGUGGACCCGGAUGAGGUGAGAAGAUUCCAGUCACUGGCCAGCAAGUGGUGGGAUGAACAGGGAGAAUUUGCAGCUCUUCAUGCUAUGAAUGACCUGAGGGUGCCUUUUAUACGGGAUAAUCUGCUGAAUGUGCACAGAGCACGGCAUCCUGGGAAACCACUGGCAGGACUCAGAAUACUGGAUGUUGGCUGUGGAGGAGGCCUGCUCACAGAGCCCCUCGGUCGCCUGGGGGCUAAUGUGUUGGGUAUAGAUCCAGUAGAGGACAGCAUCUGCACCGCCCAGCUGCAUGCGUCCUAUGACCCGGACCUUCGUGACUGGGUCUCCUACCGGGCCUGCACCUUGGAGGAGCUCUCAGCAGAAGGCGAGGAGGAGCAAGGAGCCGGCCAUUUUGACGCUGUUGUGGCAUCAGAGGUGGUGGAACAUCUGGCCGACCUGGAAACAUUCGCCUUCUGCUGCAGCCACGUGGUGAAGCCAGGGGGCUCACUCUUCAUCACUACUAUUAAUAAAACCAACCUGUCAUACGCACUGGGUAUUGUUGUAGCCGAGCAGUUGCUGCGUAUCGUUCCCAGUGGGACGCACGACUGGGAAAAGUUCAUCAGCCCAGUGGAGCUGGAGCGCCUCCUGGAGUCAAAUGGUUUCUCAGUGCAGUCCGUACAAGGAAUGCUGUACAACCCAGUAUCAGGAGCCUGGAGCUGGACAAACAGCACGGCCAUCAACUACGCCCUCCACGCUGUCAAACUGAGAGACGAUCCCCAGCCAGAUCAAGCUGAGGAAAGCAACCCCCACCCAGAGGACCACACUGCAGCUACUCACAGCUGAGCCACAAGACUGGAGAGAAAUCAGAAAAUGAGAGAAAAAAAAAAAAUCAGAUGUGUGGAGUUGUAACUUCACAGAGGCCAGAGGCUGGGAUGCAGCACGUGACGGUGGUUAUUAAAGGAAAGGGACAAACAGCCCUGAGAUAGAAUUAGAGAUGUGUUGCAGUUGCUGGUUUGCACUCAGAGUAAAAUUGUGUGAUGCUUUUAGUUUCCAGUCAGCCUUUGCUUUACUCUGAGCCGGUGUUACAAAUGGUUUUAUAGAGUUUAAUGAGCUGUGCAAGGCAACUGUGCAUCUUCUUAUUAUGUAAUUCAGUAGCAGAGCUGUGUAACAAUCUAUUCUAGCAACAUCAAUCAUUUGCAGUGUGUCUACUGUACUGAACCAGCGUGGUGUUUUAGGUUGAAUAUUUUGUGAUUUGCCAUAUCUUCUAUUAAAAUUAUCUCAAGUGAAGCCUAAGAGUAAGAAAACAGAUUUGUUUGGCCCUGGCCCCUAUACCAACAAAUAGAUUUCAUGCUAAUAUGAGCUGCACGCUGAAAACCAAUUUUAGAUGCUAAAGUCUGGAGAAGUCAUGUCCGCACGCGAGAGGGGACUCACUUCCUCUGAGAUUAUAAUGGGUCUUCUGUGGAAGUAUUAUAUAAUACAAAUCAUGCCCAUGGCAGAGAAUAAGUCAUGCUUGCAUGAUGUUCUUAGAGACCAAUAACCAGGUUGUAAGAGCUGUGCAGAAAUCAUAUUGUUCUGCUAAUGCAGAUUAUAAAAUGGACUCUGAGGUUUAUGAGAAGGUCCAGAGGUCCCAAAACAAGGAACAAUACUUUUUUUUCACAUUGUAAAAAUGAUUCCAGUGUAUAAUGUUGAUGAUAAUGAUAACCAUUGUAUUAUGUAAAUAAUAAAGGGAGGUGGGUAAACCUUGA